This is a messenger RNA of Pomacea canaliculata, 5091 nucleotides long. Its product is annotated as stereocilin-like. Bases 1889 to 3292 code for a protein of 467 amino acids. The record is from RefSeq and is a predicted model, not a curated record. The transcript is spliced from 23 exons. Gene Ontology annotation, biological process: cell-matrix adhesion. Lineage: Eukaryota; Metazoa; Mollusca; Gastropoda; Architaenioglossa; Ampullariidae. Gene Ontology annotation, cellular component: cell surface.
CGACAAGCGACAACACCUCGGAGAGCGGCGGCAGCAGGUUUCUGCAGUUCGUUUGCUGUCAGUCCCAAGCUAACAUGACAGUGCUGCUCAACUCUCUGGACAAGGAGGCUACGACGAAAAUGGUUUCACCCAGUUUGCUGGCCAUGCUGACGAAAGAGACUCUCAUGGCAUUGAAAUCGGCACUCCCAGACACAGUCCUCCUUUGCAACGGUCUCCUAGAGGCGGAGGUCCAAGACCUCAUAACGAUCACUCAGGUUUUUGCGUGCAUGGAACAGGUUCAGAAACUUGUCCAGUCUAGCUCUACUUGGCGGCCGCAUUCCUUGACCAGUUCAGAGCUCGCAUAGGUAACCUGUCGGCUGACGAGUGGAAGAUGCUCAUCUCCAACUUCUCCAGCAGUCUUCCCCAAGACCUUUUGGAUAAGGCCCCUGUGAACGUAAUUAUGGACAACUUUCAGACUCUGUACAGCCGGGAGAGGGCCAGUGUUUUGCUCCAGAAAAUCAACCUGACGGCGGUCAAUGCCUCGUUCUUGAACAAGCUGGGAGACAAAGUGUGCGACUUCCCACGUUCUGCCCUCGACAAGAUUCCCCCUAAAGUGCUACAAAAUGCUACAGAGGCCUUGGCAUGUGUGGGGACAUCGGACGAUGCGGGCCUCAAGAGCCUGGUGGCCAAACUGUUCAACGCCUCGGAUGUCGCCUCGUGCAAAACGUUUCUCACUACGGUUGACCCGUUGUUGGAAAGAUGUUGGGACCUUUUAAGUGGUAAAGAUAUUGAAAAGCAUCAAUUUCACAAGUCUAGAAAAAUUCGGCAAGCUUCCAGUACAACUAACCCGAAAACUGCGAGACAAGAUGAACCUGGGUGACCCCAAAUCAUGGAAGGAAUCGAGACCUUGAACUCGUACCCAUGGCUUAUUGGAACCUUGCUGCCUGACCAGCUGGCCAGCUUGGCACCUGCACUGUUGAAAAGUAUAACCACGUCGAGCAGCAUGGCCCAAGUAGACAUGCCUGCGUCUGUGCAACGCCAGGUAUAUGCUACGCAAAUGAAAGACAAGGCGCCAGCCACUUUGACUUCAUCAGACCUCAAAGACCAUGCGCAACUUGCUGCCUGCUAUGUCCCCAUCCGAUGCCAAGAGCCUGUCCUGCCGACGCUGUUGGUUCUCUCGUCGGGGAGCUUGCGGCGGAUGUUCAGAAGAUGGCCAAAACGACUCGAGAGACCAUAUUGAACAAAUUGACAACAGCGCAGCUGCAAGAGAAGCUAUGCCAGAUGGGAAACCUCUCAGAAGACGUCUCUGCCCAGCAGCUAGAAAAAGGAAAUUCUCUCGGAGACAUAUUGCUGAACUCCUCUAACUGCCAGUAUAAGUGCCAGCAACAGGCGCAGUGUUACGCCGUGUACAGCAGCAUGAUGAAGGCGAUAGUGGCUCGCUGGGUACGGACUGUCCAACAUCACCAAGGAUCACCUGGCUAGAAAUGAGGGACACGCGGGCGAUCUGCGGCAUCUCUCUGGAUGACGUGGACCAGCUGCCGGCAACAGCAGCCAUCGAGAGUUGGCAAGCAGCCUUUAUGGAGGCCAACUGCGAGAAUCUCAAGGCGGCCCAAGCCAUCGCCGAGAAGUACAGACUGGUGCUGACUUAUGUGACCAAGACUGGCAUCACGAAGACAAAUGUUGCCCAGCUGGGUCCUCAGGCCAUCGUGAAUACAGAUUUGACAGAACUGCGAGCGCUGGACACUGAUGGCAAGAAAACAGUCGUGCAGCUCAUGGGCAGACAACCUCUUUAUGAUGCUAGUGCGGACUGGAAUAAGCAGAUGUUGGGAUACGCGUACGACGCCUACCUCUCGGGCAAUGCCAGUGCCGAGAUCAACUCUACGACUGCUCUGGCCUUCGGAUACUUGCUAUGCUCUCUGAACUCAACCAGCUACAAGCAGCUGACGCCCUCGGCCAUUUUGGAUGCGGCGCCAAUCCUGGGGCAUGUCCCGAACUGUCCCAGUCGGACCUCCUGACUCUGCAGCAAGUGAUGGUCUCCAAGACCAACAAGUCUUGCUCUAACAUGGAUGCUGACGACGUAGCCAUAAGGGGGACGAUUCUUUUCGCUGACUGUGGUACACAGAGCUGCCUGGACCAAAUCCCUCCACGGAGUCUGUACGAGGCUGUGUCCAGACUGGUGGAGGCCGUGAAGGACCGUGAGGAGAGCGUGGACAUGCGCGAGGGUCAAUGGAAGAAGUCGGCCCUCAGUGAUGCAGACAAGCAGGGGCUCAUCGACAUCGUCACUUGCGGCCUCCUCAAGGCCCUCGACGCCAGGGCACGUUAUCGGGCACAAACACCUAGCUCCACGCCUGCCACAAGACGAAAACGGAGCACAGCAGCUUCCCAGCAGGUGACAUGUGAAGACAUUCUGAUCUUGGAUACGAAGUCCAACGUCUUGACAGUCCAGCAGAUAAAUGAUCUCAAUACAACAGAUUUCGACAACUGUGCCGAAACCCUGGGAACAGCCACCGGUUGGUCCUUGGAGCAGAAGGCAGCACUGAUCGGCAAAGCAAAGCAGACCUGGGGCCAGCAGUCCAGCAAUUGGACCAAGGAACUGAUACAGAGAAUGGGCUCGAUCGCCCAGGGACUGUCGGAAAGUGAAAUUACCUCUCUCGCUAACCUGGAUCUCGAUGUGUUGAGCACGCUUGGACAGUACACCGGGUGGACCUUAGAUCAGUUAAAAUCAGGCUUCUCUUCUUGGCUGAAGAAAUACAUCAACAACAACAUUUCUGCAAUUACUGGAAGUCACCUGCAACAAAUAGGUGACUUUGCCUGUGGCGCCACUGCACAACAGAUUUCGAGCAUAUCUACAUCUGCUUUCAAGGAUGCGCUGAAUAAGAUAGGGACGCUGUACAGCUGCAGCGCGGAGCAGCUGGAAGCAUGGGCUGCUUUGGGACUGCAGGCCUUGGGGUCGGUGACAGAAUGGACGUAUGCACAAUCAGCUACAUUUGAUGUCUUGUAUGCUGGACUGAGCGGCAGCAGUCUGUCGCUGUUGAGCAGCACACAGCUGUCAAUGAUUUCGUUGGACGUUUUCGUACGGAUCAAACCAACCGCAUUCUCGGCUUUGACCGUGUCGCAAAUGGCAUCUCUGAGUACUGCCCAGGCUCUCAGUGUAACAGAUGAUCAGCUGAGCGUUCUCAACCCUGCCCAGAAGGCACAGCUGAGAGCUCUUGGUGCCACCAUCUCAGACCCAAGUGGCGCACCAGGAGUCUCCGUGACAGCAUCAACACUGGCAGCCACCUGGACUGCUGUGUGGUUAAUCAUGGCAUACUGAGCGGGUACAUGACAGACUACCGAGUAGUCACGUGGGAAGUUUUGUUUAUCUGUCAGUUCCUUUGAAAACAGUCAACAGAACUAUCAAGUCCAACUUGUUGCAGGAACACACGUUAACAGAAAAUAUAACCAGGCAGCUCAGUCAUCCCAUUUGUAAUAGAGAUGUUUUGUUGCCGACACUCAAGUUGUUUCUAUUACUUUUCUCGAAGAGAUCUUCAAUUGUUAUUUAAUUUUAGAGGAAAAUGUAAAAAUGAACAAUUUAAUCAGCUGCUUGGACACGAAUCUGCUCAAUACUUUCCAAAUAUAAUUUUUUUUUUGGAACAGGCAUCAAACGCUUUCUGUGCAGAUACUACAACGAGAAAAAUAAAACCUUUGUAAACAUUCCACACGAUGCUCACGACUGUUAGGAUCGGGCCAGAAUAAUGAACAUGCGCGUUCUAGACGAGCUUUGCUCACUAAAUGUUACACUCGUCUGUGAUAUUUUUAGGGGGAGAUUCUCAUGCCCUCGUUUUGUAUCUGUAAGGUUGUUUUCCUUCCGGCCAAGGGUUUUUCACUGGCCACAAACAUGUGUUUAUGUACGUUUACUCGUCAUAAGCCGGCACGUUUUAUUCUGUGUGUAAAGCCACGAUUUUGGAAAGUGCGCUGAAGAUGAGAGGCAGAAGGGCACAAACUGCAACUAAUUUUUACCUUGUGAAAAUAUUUCCCUUUGACGUUUGGCACGUGCACAUUUUCACACUUUUUUUAAAAAUCAACAUUUUUAACGUAUUUUCCGUGCAUUCGGCACAAACACACAUUUUAGGUUUUCCUCACGAGCCAUCAUUCUCAAAUGAAACACAUCAGAUAUUAUUGUUAUUUCACAUUUGCCCAGAUAUGUACCACCAAACCAAAGCGAACAGUACACGCAUCAGAGACAUGUGGAUUCGCGAUCCCUUCUCUAGCAAUAUUUACCAACUAUUUCUUGCGCAAGCACUCACUUAAACAAAAGACACUCUCUGAUUACACGUAUAACUGGUAAAUGAGUUACUCUCUUUUUGCUGAAACAUUUCAUGCAUCUCACAUUUAACAGCAAUGGAACAGGAAAAACCAAACAAUUCUUCCGAAACAUAAAAUACAGCCGGCGGGCGCGAACGCACACACAUUUACAAAAGCCUUCAGAAAAGUAUGUGCAAACAGGUGGUGAUACUUAUGCAAAGGUACAGAAGGUAUAAAUGGUUUUAAAACCAUCUGUUGUUUUCCUUUUUGUUGUACCAGUGCACCUUAAUCUUAACAUUAAUGACAAAGCUUUCAAGAGCUGCACUGUUUAUCACUUGCAAUCUUGAUAGUUGUUUUAAAAUUUAAAGGAAUUAUAGAAACUGAGCAACAAGUGGACUAUUCCAACUAAAUAUUUAUUUUUACAGACGGUAUUCUUUUUGUGCAAAACAAUUGUUAAAUCUUGUGGGAUUAUUCCUUUUCGACAUAGCUUUCUCCCUAAAAACCUAUCUUCUUGCCACCAUCACCACGUUCCAUCCUUGACCUUUUAACUCUUGUGCCUGUCUACAUGUUAUGGUUUUACUGACAACUUUCCUCAUGAAGUGAACCAGCAUUGUACACAGGACCAGUUGCCCACUUUCAAAUGUCUUUACUAUGUUAUAUACAGUUAUUCUUCAGAGGACCACUGUCUUCAUGUAUGUGUCUUAUCAGCUUCAGACCUACCACUAAUCGGUGUUUCAUGACAAAAUUUACCAGACUGCUGGAGUAACUUCAAGACUUUGUUACAAAUUUGUUCACAUUUCUUGCUAAUAAAUAUUUUCUCGAAUCUUA